Messenger RNA from Eriocheir sinensis (Chinese mitten crab), 2937 nucleotides. Its product is annotated as PSME3-interacting protein-like. Gene Ontology annotation, cellular component: nucleus. Lineage: Eukaryota; Metazoa; Arthropoda; Malacostraca; Decapoda; Varunidae. The coding region runs from base 177 to 1022 and encodes 281 amino acids. The transcript is spliced from 5 exons. The record is from RefSeq and is a predicted model, not a curated record.
CAAGACCAAGAGAGGAGGUAAACAAACCCUCCCUGGCGGCCACUCGCGGACCCAUGAUGGCGUAGCGGCCCGUCCUGUUGGUAUCCUUAUUGUGUCUUAUUGCCCCGUGACCGUGCCAGGACGUGCGCGCCUCCUGCAGGAUACUCCCGGGGAAGGUUUUGAGCUGGACAGUCACCAUGAGCAGCGGGUUCAUCACCGAGAAGGAGGUGGCGGAGCGUCGCCGCGCCCGCCAGGAGGAAUGGGACAAGAACCGCGGGGAGAGUGACCCGGCGGAGGCCCCAGAGGAACCUCCCCACGACCCCCGCUCCCUCUACGACCGCCUCCAGGAGCAGCGCAAUAAGAAGCAGGAGGAGUACGAUGAGGCACACAAGUUCAAGAACAUGGUGCGUGGGCUGGAGGAUGACGAGGUGGAUUUCCUUGAGUUGGUUGACCGCACAAAGCUGCAGGAGGAGAUCAGAGUGCGGACUGAGGAGAACACUGCCAUCGCCGAGUACAGGAGAAAGGUGUCGGCGAUGCAGAAGAACAUCGCCGAGGAGGAGAUCCGCGCCGAGAUCAAGGCAGCCGAGGCCCGGAAGAGCGCCGGCACAGGGAAGCGCCAGCCGUCCCAUCUCUCCCUCCUCGCCGGGGCCAUCAAGAGGAAGAGCAGCGAGGAGGACAGGGCCGGCGAUGCUCCCACGGCGAGUCACUCCAAGAGAUUGAAGUCAGACUCUGACAAAGAGAGCCCGGUGGAGGACUCCACAGCAACCCUCCAGGCUGACAGUCCUGCCCCGGCUGGCCAGGAGCACCCAGCCCCACACGUUGCCCCGGCAAACUGCGUGGCAGCCCCCAAGUCCGGCCUGCAGUGCAUUGCCGUGCUGCCGGGCCUUGGGGUGUACACCGACUCCAGUGACUCCGACAACAAUGUGGACUCUGACAGUGAUGAAGAUGAGGACGUGCAGAGCCAGGUGCCCCAACAGCCUCGCGACAUCACCGGCCGGAUCGUGAAGCCCAUGGCCCAGUGCAGCGGCCAGCAGGGCUGCUGAGGUACCUGGGGUGGCCGGGUGGAGGCACUGGGUAGUUAUGUUCCUUAUAGGAGCUCAUAGACAAUAGGAGACAAGUUGGUUAUAUAUAAUUCCUGCCACCAAUAAUAUCCUGGACUUGCAGAGGCUUGAGAGCUGCACCACUGCCACUGCACACUGGACUAGUACACACACACACACACACUGUGGACUGGUACACACAAAGCAGAUUUGGAUUUGUGUGUGAGAUCGACCUAAGUCAAUGUUAAGUCUUUGUUAUUGCUAUAUAAGUAUUUUAAAAAAAUCUUGAAUUUAAAAAUAUGGAAUGACAAAACAUCCUUAAAGUUGUGAACAUUCAAAGACUUCACACAAAAAACACACAAAUGAAAUACAAGAAAGAUAAGUAUGUUGUGUGAAUUGCAGUUUUCAGUUUGCCUGAUUUAAAUAUACAAAGAAUAACAAAUCACCAAACUAAUGCACAGUGCAGUGCAGUGGCGGUGCAGCUCACAACCUUGACCCAAACCCUGCACACACACACACAUACACAUGUGAGGGGUGACCCAAGGCACCGGGCCGCUGGAUGGAGCCUUGGCGCUGAGGCUGAGUCUUGGCGUUGGUCCACACUACAGUCUGACCAGCUGGGCGGCCAUGCAACUCAUGCUGCUAAAAACCUUGAAUUAUGCCUUGGGGGAACACCCAGGACCUGGGGUACCCCAGGUCACAACCCACACCUCAGUGCAGAGAAUGGUGCAGGAAACAGGCCCUGGCAGUGUGGCGCGGGCAUCACCUCGCUGGUCACCCCGCCGUGGACAGCCUCUCAAGUCCUGCCUUUGUUGGCGGCAGGAGUGAAUUUUGUUUUCACUUGGUUAAUUAAGUGUGAUCCAAGACCACCCUUUAUUAGGGAGACAAAAUAAUGAUAAUUCCUCCCAAGAAGUGUACAGUCACCUGCCUUGUUUGGGCAAGACCUUGAGGGAUGUGUGGCUGGCUUGGUGUCUUGGCCCAGGGAUGCUGAUGUUGUUGCUGGAGGAAGAGCAGCACCUUGUGAGGGCCUGUGGUGUGCCCUGGUCACAGGGCCGCCGCAGCCCUCCAGGGAGGACAGCCGAGUGGUGGACUUGUUUUGUGGUGCAGGGACUUUGUCUUCUCAGGCGUGGAAUGGGCUUUGUAUGCAACACUUCAGUUCACUGUUCAUGGCGGCCCAACACUGUGUUGGAGUGGGAACCUCUCCUCAUUAACAGCAUUAGUGGAGCUUCACAUUCAUUUGGUGAGGUCACUUUUUUGUAUUGCCUUUACAAAAUGGCAACAUAAUUCUAAACUUUCCCCAAAUGUAAUGCAAAUGUCAUUACCUUCACACUUUUUGUGAAUCCGCUGCCUUGAAAUGUUGAUGACUACAGUCAACCCUCGCCUUGAUGGACCAGUGAGGGGGAGGCGUGUGUUGGUGCUGGACUGGAAGUCUGUUGAUGCCAAUGUAUAAAAUAAUAAGUGUUCUUGAGUAACACAAGUAACAGCCAACUUUCCCCAGCCAGUGUUAUGACCGCAAGCAGCCGGCCAGUUGGCACACGGCUAAACACUAUUGACAAAGUUACAUUUCCUGCGGCCAGAUGGAAAUUUUAGGCCAGAAGGCAAAUUUGUCAAUAAAAAUAAAUAUUGCCACUUGUAUUAUUAUUAUAUCAGUUUCAUUAAAUGUGAAAUCUGUUAUAUCAGGGUCCUUUACAUUGAGGUUUACUGUUGUUAUUGAUGAGGAUCAGUGAGUGGCGCAGCAUUGUUUGGCCGGCGCAAGGCAGCCAGUUUAGAAUUACGUCAAGGGUUCCCAUUCUGACUCAGUUUACAGACUGCAACAAAAACUGUUAACUUUAUUUUAGGCUGUAAGUGAUUGCUGUGUAGUAAUUUAAGGGAUAAAACUUUUGAAGAUCUUGAGUAUGUAAUACAGAUAUUCUAGACA